Molecule: messenger RNA, 2331 nt
Organism: Cokeromyces recurvatus
Lineage: Eukaryota; Fungi; Mucoromycota; Mucoromycetes; Mucorales; Mucoraceae
Exons: 10
Coding region: 363-2282 (639 amino acids)
Biological process (GO): response to endoplasmic reticulum stress; regulation of proteasomal ubiquitin-dependent protein catabolic process; protein K69-linked ufmylation
Cellular component (GO): endoplasmic reticulum membrane
Molecular function (GO): UFM1 ligase activity
Source: RefSeq, a predicted model, not a curated record
GGGAUUUUGAUUUAAAUACAUAUUUUCUUGACAAAGUUUCAAAUAGCGUAACAAUAGAUUUUACUGUAUUUUAUUCAUUUCUUUCUUUAUACGUAUACAUUUAUUUAUAAGAUAAGCAUGACAACAAUACCAGCCAAUUUAUUCAUUCAAUUCAUUCAACAAGGAAUUAACAAAGGGUUCAUUCAUCAAAUUACAAAAACAUUAGAUGGCGAACAUUAUCUUGAUGAACGUUAUAUACAAGAAACCAUUUCAGAAUUGAUUGAAAAAAAUGGUAUAUACAACUUAUUCCAAUAGUCAAAUCUAAAACUCAUUUUUAUAAAUGAAUAUAUAACCCUAUUGUAUAUAUAUGUAUAUGUAUUUGUAUGUGUGUGUUGGGGAAUAUGAUAGGAAGAAUAACCGUAGAACAUUUAGCAGAAAAUCUUUGUAUUGAGCAAACCAGUGUUGAGAACGCGUUAAAAACUUUAACAACUACAACAACAAGUCAUUGGACCAUUAUUGAUGAUUUAGUAUUGACAUUGGAUUACAUAAAUCAAAUCUCAAAGGAAGUUGAAGAUGAAAUUAAUAGAUCUGAAUAUAUAUCAAUAGUGACUCAAGCACAACAUAUGAAACUGCCUUACAGUUUAUUGAAAUCUAUUAUAAUCUCUUUAGCUGAGAAGGAUGAAUAUAUUUAUUAUAUGGAAAUACCUGAUGUUAUUUCAACAACAAACUACAUCAAUAACUGUAAAUCCACAAUAAUGGAUGAAUUAAAAUCGUUGGAUGAAUAUUCACCCAUAUUUAAGCUCCAAAAAUCAACACAUAUUCCAGAAGAUUUAUUUUAUUUGUUAUUAGAACAAAUCGUAAAAGAGAAGGAUUUUGAUUUAGGUAUUUUAAGAGGAAAAAGAAGUAGAGCAACGUUUGAACCAAAAAGCUAUAAAGAAAGACAGUUGAUAUUAAUUAAAUCUAUCUUUGAUUCUAAUGAAUGUAUUAGCUUUAACACAAUUGAAAACCAAUAUCCGUUUUGUAAUCCUAUUGAUUUAAUUGAAAAUAAUUAUGACAAGAAUUCAUAUAUAAAACUAAACUCUUGUAUCAUCAAGACAACCGUAAAAGAUAAAGCGAAAGCAACAGUUGAAUGUAUCAAAGAUUACUGUGACGUCAAUGAUUUAUUACCAGCAGGCUUAACUUUUGAGGAUGUCAAUAAAGUCAUUGAUAGUAUUAUGUCAGAGAUAAAUAAUAAGAACUUUGUUUCAUUGGAUGGAGGAUAUAUAGCAACAAUGGAUUAUAUUCAUACACUAGUAGCAGAAUCUCAUCAUUAUUUAAGAAAUCUUUCACGUACCUGGAAACAAAAGAUGAACAAAAACCAGUCACUUCAUAUUCACCUUUCUGAUAAAGACAUUAUUAAAGCGUUUGAAAGUAUUGGAUGUCCUCAUGUUAUUGCUGAGAAAGUAUUACGAUUGACAAGACAUUCUAUGAUGAAUCAAUUUACGGACUUUUUACAAACUCCAUAUCUUGAGACAGAUGCAAUUGUUUCUGGUGAUAAAUGGAUUAUAGAACAUAAAACACGCGAACUUAAGAAACUUUGUAAUCUUCGUCAAACAAUUUAUUUCAACUAUAAGGCCAUGCAACUCUUUGAAGAUCCUGUUACGCAAAAGAGUCUAGAAAAAUACAUCUUAAAAAAUCAGUGUGUAGAGUACGCUUUCCAUUUUGUAAUUUACUUGGUCUUGGAUCAAUCAUAUAACAAAUCUGAAGUUAGCCAAUCUACUUCACUUUGUAUAUCACUUGAAGAUAUUGAGAAUGAACGUAUUAUAGAUUCAAAACAACAAAAGUAUGUUGUUUCUUAUUUUAUUAGGGAAAAUGAUCACAAGUACGAUAACACCUCUGUCAUUGAAAUUGAAGAUUUAUUAAAGAAAAAGCAACUUGACAAGUUUGUUACAAAUAUCUUAAUAAAUGAUAAACAAGGCUUAUUUAAGGGUCAAGCAUUGAAUUAUGAUCAAGCCAAUAAAAUCAUUCAACAGCAAUUACACAGUCAGUUAGAACAAUUGCCUGUAUCUACUUCAACUGUACCACAUCUAUUACAUAUCGUCUCCCUCCUUAUCUUUCAAAAAUUAUUUAAAAUUCCUCUUUAUGUAUCUGGUAAAUUUGUUCCUGUUAUUUUAAACAAGAUAAGAUCAUUACUUCCAAAAGAUAUACAAGACUUGUUGGAUAAUGCACAUUUAUCCAUUAUUAAUAAUGACCGAGAAGAACAUAUUGAAGAUUAUGAAAAGCUUAAAAGGAUUGGAUUAAGUUAUGAUAAUGCAUCUUUGUAAAGAAGACGAUGUCUACUAUAAUAAUAAAAUACUCUUUUUGUAUUAACAA